Messenger RNA from Numida meleagris (helmeted guineafowl), 2391 nucleotides. RefSeq names its product phosphatidylinositol glycan anchor biosynthesis class W (gene PIGW). Lineage: Eukaryota; Metazoa; Chordata; Aves; Galliformes; Numididae. The coding region runs from base 222 to 1715 and encodes 497 amino acids. Gene Ontology annotation, biological process: protein localization to plasma membrane; GPI anchor biosynthetic process. The transcript has 2 exons. Gene Ontology annotation, cellular component: membrane; endoplasmic reticulum. Gene Ontology annotation, molecular function: glucosaminyl-phosphatidylinositol O-acyltransferase activity. The record is from RefSeq and is a predicted model, not a curated record.
AAAGGUUCGCGGCUCCGACGGCGUCACAGGAGCGGCGCUUUGGGGCGAGCGGUGACUCAGAGCCGCUCGGAGCGGGCUCCGUCCCGCCUGCUCCGCACCCAGCGGGAGCCCCGCGCCGCGGCUCCGGGCAGGGGCGGCCGAGGCGCUGCCGGCCGCGGGGACAGCCCCGCCACGCUCCCGCCCUACGGAACGGCGGAUAGCCCCAAGAGGAAGAAAGCAGAAUGUCACACAAGCACCUGAAAGAAGCCUUCGUCAGUAACCUGAACGGAACCAGCCUGCUGGAGGUCUCCCUGGGCACGGCGCUGGCCCCGCUCUGCCUGCUUUGCAGAGGGCUCCUCUUGGUGCUGUGCUGCCAGCAGCGCGGGAAGCCCCUGCGCUCGAGGACGUCCGGCCUGCUGCUGGACUUCGGCGUGCUGGUCGCCCCUCUCCUGUUCUCCUGCACAGUCCUGUCUCCAGUGUUGUUCCUGGUUCCAGCCAUCCUUGCAGCCUUCUGUGUGGGAAUAUUUUCUAAAAUAUACCGCCAAACACAGUGUGACACCCGAGUGCCUUUCAGGCAAACGGUCAAAGAUUUUCAGAAGACGCACCUGGAUCCAGACUACGUUCCGGCGAUAACCGUGUUCCGUGUUUAUAUCAAUGUGUUGACUUCCAUCAGUAUCUUAGCAGUGGAUUUCCCACAGUUUCCACGACGAUAUGCCAAAGCCGAGACCUAUGGAACAGGAGCUAUGGAUCUGGGGGUGGGAGCUUUCAUUUUCGGUAACGCUCUGGUUUGUCCCGAAGUUAGACAAAAGGCCUCUGUGGCGCAACCCAAAUUCUCCAAUCUGGCCAAGCAGCUUUUUGCCAUUUGGCCGUUGGUUGUUCUUGGUGUUGGACGACUCCUUAGUGUUAAAUCUAUAGAGUACCACGAGCACACUUCAGAGUAUGGAGUGCAUUGGAAUUUUUUCUUUACCUUAGCACUUGUCAGGCUUGCAGCAUCUCUGCUGUUAGCCAUAUUUCCCAAAAACAAGUCUUGGAUCGUGGCUGUGACUCUCGCUGUAUUUUAUCAGCUCAUUCUUAAUGUUACUUCUCUGAAGACAUUUGUCUUGCACGGCAGUGACGGCAAAGAUACUAGGACCGGCUUUUUAAAUGCCAACAGGGAAGGGCUGCUGUCCCUCUUUGGGUACCUAGCCAUAUACAUGGCAAGUGUGCAGGUGGGGCUCUAUCUGCUGAAGCGCAGAGACUCAGUCAAAGACUGGAUGGGAGCAGCGUGCCUCCUGCUGCUGGCAGCUCUUGUGCUCUUUGUGCUUCUUCACGUGUCCCAGGCCCACGCAGACCCCGUGUCCCGCCGCAUGGCCAAUCUCUCCUACUGCUUGUGGGUCAUCGCUCACUGCCUGACCUUCUUUGUCAGCUUUGUGGUGGCCGAUCUCAUGUUGGUGUUCACAAAGCUUCUCGUGAGGGGCUCCGCUGUGCCCUCAUGCUGGCGUGCUGUGAAGGCGCUGGAGAGCAGGGAACAGCGGCAGGCAGAGGCUGUGCACGUCUGCCUGAUCGCUGCCGUUAAUAAAAAUCAGCUGCUGUUUUUCUUGCUAGCAAAUGUUCUGACUGGUGCCGUGAAUGUAAUGGUAGAUACCAUCCACUGCAAGGCUGCACUAACAUUAUGUAUACUGCACUUGUAUAUGUUUUUUAAUUGUUUCAUUGUGUAUAUAUUGCACGCCAAAAAUAUAGUACUAAAAUUUUGGUGAUUCCACCCUGUCUUAAGGGGACUAGCUAUACUUUUCUAUACAUUAAUGGAAAAAGAAGAAUCUUUCCUAUAUUUAUCGAUAACAUAGAUACAAUAUUUUAUAAUGUAGUAUUUAUAACAGCUUUUUAUGACUUGGGGAUAUUUAUUGUUAUUUUUAUGCAUUCGUUUUUACAUUUUGUUUCACCAAACCGUGCGGUCAGUGCUGUUACCUGUUGAAGUUGCUCAUUUUCCUGAAAACCGUUAUUUUGGUCAUUUGCUGAAUACUUGUGCUGAUAGAAAAACAUUAACGUACAUCUUUCUGUAAGCAUAUAUGCAGAAGAGUAAUGUUAUGUGAUUAGUGAAUUCAAGAGGUACGUUUACAUCUGAGUGCUGGUAAAAUUCAGUAACAAUGUAUAGAGUAGAAGCCAGAUGAAAGAAAAUGAGUAAUUAUAUAGAGAGAGACUUAACUGUGAAGAUUUAGCUAGUUAAGGUCCUUGCAUAAAUAGAUAAGAGUAAUUCUUUAUAUAAAAUGCAUCGAGUAAGUGGAUGCUUUAAAAUGUUUUGGCCCCGGAAAGAUUUAUGUGUAUAUUCAACUUUGACAGCAGUAAUGGUAUGUGGAAUGUUAAUCAUAGAUUGAAAUCUAAAUUAACUCUUGAAUUAAAGCUAAAUUUAUUUUCACCUUCAGUACUGAAUGUAAA